This is a messenger RNA of Mus pahari (shrew mouse), 4903 nucleotides long. It is a transcript of the gene Map3k3, whose product is annotated as mitogen-activated protein kinase kinase kinase 3. The transcript is spliced from 15 exons. The record is from RefSeq and is a predicted model, not a curated record. Gene Ontology annotation, biological process: protein phosphorylation. Gene Ontology annotation, molecular function: ATP binding; protein kinase activity; protein binding. Lineage: Eukaryota; Metazoa; Chordata; Mammalia; Rodentia; Muridae. Bases 323 to 2071 code for a protein of 582 amino acids.
CGGAGCGUUCCUGAGGUGGAGAACAGUGGCCGGUCGGAGCGACUUCUGGACUUCGGGACUCGCAGGCGGGCCGGCCGAGUGGCGCCGCGGAGGCCGGGUUGGGCCGAGCCUGGGAGCGCCGGGGAUGUAGCGGGCCACCCUGCUCAUGCCACAGCGCCCGGCCGGAGCCGGAGCCUGGGGUGGCGGCGGGGGCCCCGAGCGCAGCCCACGGCCCCCGCGCGGAGCCAGGCCCGCUGCUGUCCCCGCCGCCCGCUCCCCCGGCAUGCAGCCCCGGCUGCGGAGGUGACACUUCUGGAUUGUAGCCGCCGCCGCCAUCGCCACCAUGGAUGAACAAGAGGCAUUAGACUCGAUCAUGAAGGACCUGGUGGCCCUCCAGAUGAGCCGACGUCCCCGGGUGUCUGGAUAUGAGACCAUGAAGAACAAGGAUACAGGUCACCCAAACAGGCAGAGUGACGUCAGAAUCAAGUUUGAACACAAUGGGGAGAGACGAAUUAUAGCAUUCAGCCGGCCUGUGAGAUACGAAGAUGUGGAGCACAAGGUGACAACAGUCUUUGGGCAGCCUCUUGAUUUGCAUUAUAUGAAUAAUGAGCUCUCCAUCCUGUUGAAAAACCAAGAUGAUCUCGAUAAAGCAAUUGACAUUUUGGAUAGAAGCUCAAGUAUGAAAAGCCUUAGGAUACUACUGUUAUCCCAAGACAGAAACCAUACUAGUUCCUCUCCCCACUCUGGAGUGUCCAGGCAGGUUCGGAUCAAGCCUUCCCAGUCUGCAGGGGAUAUAAAUACCAUCUACCAAGCUCCUGAGCCCAGAAGCAGGCACCUGUCUGUCAGCUCCCAGAACCCUGGCCGAAGCUCUCCUCCCCCUGGUUAUGUACCUGAGCGACAACAGCACAUUGCCCGGCAAGGAUCUUAUACGAGCAUCAACAGUGAAGGUGAAUUCAUCCCAGAGACCAGCGAGCAAUGUAUGCUAGAUCCCCUCAGCAGUGCCGAAAAUUCCUUGUCAGGAAGCUGCCAAUCCUUGGACAGGUCAGCAGACAGCCCAUCCUUCAGGAAAUCACAAAUGUCCCGAGCCCGGAGCUUCCCGGACAACAGAAAGGAAUGCUCAGAGCGGGAGACCCAGCUGUAUGAUAAAGGCGUCAAAGGUGGAACCUAUCCCAGACGCUACCAUGUGUCAGUGCAUCACAAAGACUACAGUGAUGGCAGAAGAACAUUUCCCCGAAUACGACGGCAUCAAGGCAACCUGUUCACUCUGGUGCCCUCAAGUCGCUCCUUGAGCACAAAUGGCGAGAACAUGGGUGUAGCUGUACAAUACCUGGACCCCCGUGGGCGCCUACGGAGUGCAGACAGCGAGAAUGCCCUCACAGUGCAGGAAAGGAAUGUGCCAACCAAAUCUCCUAGUGCUCCCAUCAAUUGGCGUCGGGGGAAGCUCCUGGGUCAAGGUGCCUUCGGCAGGGUCUACUUGUGCUAUGAUGUGGACACAGGACGUGAACUUGCUUCUAAGCAGGUCCAGUUUGACCCAGAUAGUCCUGAGACAAGCAAGGGCUCUGUAAAAGACCAGUUGAAGGCCUACGGAGCUCUGACAGAGAGUGUAACCCGCAAGUAUACCCGGCAGAUUCUGGAGGGCAUGUCAUACCUGCACAGCAACAUGAUUGUGCAUCGGGACAUCAAGGGAGCCAAUAUCCUCCGAGACUCAGCUGGGAAUGUGAAGCUUGGGGAUUUUGGGGCCAGCAAACGCCUACAGACCAUCUGCAUGUCAGGGACAGGCAUGCGCUCUGUCACUGGCACACCCUACUGGAUGAGUCCUGAAGUCAUCAGUGGCGAGGGCUACGGAAGAAAGGCAGACGUGUGGAGCCUGGGCUGCACUGUGGUGGAAAUGCUGACAGAGAAACCACCUUGGGCAGAGUAUGAAGCUAUGGCUGCCAUUUUCAAGAUUGCCACCCAGCCUACCAAUCCUCAGCUGCCCUCUCACAUCUCAGAACACGGCAGGGACUUCCUGAGGCGUAUAUUUGUGGAAGCUCGUCAGAGACCCUCAGCUGAGGAGCUGCUCACACACCACUUUGCACAGCUAGUGUACUGAGCUCUCAAGGCUAUGCAGCUGCCAGCUGCCACCUGCUGAGCAGGCAAGGGACUGCUGUCAGGCUCAGUGAAGUUGCUGCUUCUUCCAGGCGAGGCUAUGACCGGUGGAGCAUCGGUCCAGCCAUUGUUUGUCUGUGCCCCAUCUGCCGCUGGGACUCAAAGCCAGGAUGGGAUAGCUCUGGCAUCAAGACUGGGAGCUCCAGCCUGUAAGACCCAAGAGCUUUAGCAUCUUAAAGCUCAGUAUGGUGGGAAGGGCUGGGAACAGUAUGCAAGACUGCCAUGGGUCCUGCCUGCCCUCAGAUGCGUCCUAACACUGCAGACAGCACUGAAGUCAAGAGGGACUGGGGCACAGGACGUCCUCAAGGGUAUGAACAGUGUUACUUCAUUCAGAGUGUUACUUUGUUUCUCUCCCAAUGUUUGGAGACCACCAGCGUAUCUCUGGGCUGCAUGAGCCCACCAAGCCUGAGGUAAAGCCCAGCAUCCCCCAGCCAACAGAAGGUAGAGGUUUGGGCUGCCACACUAAGAGCUUCCAGGUAUGAGGUGUCAGUCCUGUCUUACCAAAGAUGAAUGAAGCAAAUGUUAUGCUGCCUUAUUCUGGGAAGGAGGAGCUAUCCCGAUAAGCAGGGCCUGAGAAAUGGAGCUGCCUCCAGAAACUGGGGAGACCCAGUCUUGUCAAUGCAAUUGUCUCUGUUUUACAAGUUGGAGUCACUCUUAUGCUGUUCCCAGUUUUAAAACUGGAGACUUUGCCCUCUGAGCUCUGGAGACCCAUGUGGGCUUAGGCCUUGGACUGGAUGGGAGAGCUGAUGGCCUCCACCCCUGGCCUGCCCUCUGUUCCCUCGCUGGAGCAGAGAAAGUAGACAACACGAGUCAGGGCACCUGGCUCUGGGCAGGCAGCUUAGCAAAGUGUAGGGGGCCGUCUCAGGCUGUCUGCAUCGCAAACCUGUCAGGCCCGAGCCCACUCCAUGGGACACAAAGUCCUUGUGCUGCCACAACCAUGUCCAAAGCCACCAGCUGUGCUCCUCAGCCUGCCCUGUCCACUUGUCAUCAGCCUCAUUCCCUUGUUCCUCCCACAGGGAGGAUGCCAGUAGGGGUUAGGGAAAGAGUUAUCUCCAAGCAGCUUAGAGUUGGCCAUAUUUACCUCAGCCUGGGUGCUGGUCCUUUCUUCCAGCCCCUUUCUUCCCCUCCAAAUGUGCCUAUUUCUAGAGCUCCUCCCUCCCAACUCCCAAAUUUUUGGGAGUUAUCAUUAAAAGAAAGAAAAAAAAAAAAAAAGCCAAUGCCCAGGGAUGGGCAUCUCCAGGGAGCUGGGGAUUAGUGCCAGGCAGUUCUUUGCCAGCCAUGCCCACUUCCCCAUGGGCACAGAACAAGCCAAAGCCUUCGUUGUAUGUUGACGAUGCACUUUUAUGAAUGUAGUUUCUAUCGCUGUUUUUAGCCUUUUCACAUCAUGUAAUGUGAGGCCUUGUACUUGUUAAUUUAUAUCUCAGAUCCAUAUUUGAUGGUUUUUAUAUAUACAUCAGUUCUAGACUGUUACCGGUGAUGGACUCCUGAAGAGAACAGAAUGGAAAGCAGCGGGUUUUGCAGAUAUGUGUGUUGCACGGUGCCAAUUGGGCCUGGGCCCCUCUGUCUUAUUUCCUUCCCUUGGGGGUCUGGCAGGCCACUCUCUAACUGCUCUGAAACCAAUGAGCAAAGUCCUGCUUCCACCUCAGCCUUUGCCCAAAGUAGGGACUGGCCCCUCUUCUAGACCAAGGCUGCCAAAAGGCAGCUGGGCCUCUCCAUGACCCCAUCCUGAUGGCUAUAUAGCACCCCUUAGCUUAGCCCUAUCCACACCCCAAACCCAGAGGAGAGAGAGAUUGGUGGACUGACAAGAUGUUAGAUGAAGCAUCUCUGCUUGUCACAGGUUCAGGCUCUCAUGGAGCUCCCCCAUGUCCCCAUGCGGGGGAGUGUAUUACCUCAUAGACAGUGCUUCUAAAAUGAACUUAAAAGUAAGCCAACAAAUUCUGCACUCCAAAGGGGGGAAAAAAAAAAAAGACACCUUUUUUUGUGCCAAAAACUGUGGACAUGCUGGUUCAGCAUCCUCAGGACCAAGCUAUUAAUUUAUUUUUUUUCUUAUCAACAAAUCCAAAUGACAAGUUGUGGGCCUCCAGGGUGGCCUGGGCCCAAAGGUUAUGAAGGACGGUUUCCUAGCAGCCCUUGGCCUGCUGUGCAGAGAUGCUACUCCACCUUCAUUUGUUCUUCAUUCCAUGGGGUUUAUCUGCCUUCACCAACCCCGCAUGGAAGGGCCAGGCCUGGGUCAGGUGCACACUACCACCCUCCUGCCCCUCCCACUCGCCCAGCUCUGUGUCUGAAUUGUGGAAUGUGCAGAAGAACCUGCAGCCAUAGUUACUGACUAUAUCUUGACUGAGGGCUUGCAGUGCAAAGCCAGGCCAGUGCAUUACUUACAAUAAAAGGGAUCAUUUAUAUCAAAAGGGUCCUGUGACCAUGCUUUCUGGUGAAGGUGGUGGUGGGAAUUUUUACAGGGAUGGGUUGGGUACAAUGCCUAACACCAAGUUUAGGCCUCUUAAAUAGAACUUGAAAUGGCUGCCAAAAGCAGCCUGUGAUAACUUGGCCAAGGUGGUCCCUCUCCUUCCCUCUUAUCCCAGCGUGUCACUGGGAUAGCACUGGUCAUCCAUCUGAGCUGAAUCUAUCAAUAGCUGAAUUCCUAGGCCCAUUCAUGACAUUUUGUAGUCUUCCUGGCCAAGGGGCUUCCCUUGGUCCCUUACAGAACAUCAGUCAGAGGCAAAGUCUCACUAUGUAGCUCUGCUGUCCUGGAACUCACUAUAUAGAACAGGCUGGUCUU